Messenger RNA from Pocillopora meandrina, 1062 nucleotides. The record is from the annotation of a GenBank genome assembly. NCBI's taxonomy places the organism in Eukaryota, Metazoa, Cnidaria, Anthozoa, Scleractinia, Pocilloporidae.
AUGACGGAAUUGGAAAACAACGAGUCAAACCUCCCUACCAGUGCAGAGAUAUCUACGGCCGCGCAAGCUACCGGAGAAACGUAUUUUAACCCCUCAUAUGAUGGGGCACUGAUUAUUCUAAGCGUUAUGAUAAUCGCCAUAAAUUUACUGGUGAUUUCACUGUUCUUUUACCGCGAAUAUCUACAGACAAAAACGAACAGUUUGCUCAUCAGUCUUGCCGUCUCCGAUCUACUAGCUGGUUUAUUGGGGAUCCCUCUGAUCGUCGCUUGUAACGCGGUUUUAAAAGCCGGAGUUUGUACAGCAGGAGCGCUGAUCUACCGCUUUAUAGCCGUCUCAACCAUGUACCACAUCCUUGUGGUGACUCUAGAAAGGUACAUCUAUGUGAUGUAUCCAAUGAAGUACAUUAACAUCGUGACGGCACCACGGGUGCUCAAAGCUAUCGCUGGCAUUUGGUUGUUCUCAAUGUUUAUCUCGCUUAUCCAGUUGACUUGGGAAGAUCCAACACGAUUCUUCAAACCUCGCGAUUCAGCCUCUCAACAGUACGCACUUGCCUACACCAUCGUGGGAAUUGUCUUCUGUUUUUUUCUGCCUGCUCUGUUAAUGGCCAUCAGCUACGUGAGCAUGUUCAUGGUAAUUCACCGUCAGAUAAAGGAGAUCCGUGGCCUGUACAACACGCGCGCUACGGGCGCCAACAGUCAACGUGCUCCGAUUGCUACAGAAGCGCGCGCUCUGAUCAUCUUCGUGGCGAUGCUCUCAAUUUUCAUAAUUUGCUGGCUGUCGUUUUAUGUCACCGGAUUUUUAAUUCUUCUCCCAGGGCUGCAUAUAGAGGCAAUACCAGAUGAGGUAUUUAUGACAGUUGACUUUAUUCGUUUUUCUGUGUCUCUCGUAAAUCCCAUUUUGUACGCGUUUCUCAAGCGAGAUUUUUCCAGAGCACUUAAAUCUCUCUGUAAAAGGGAUGGCAUACAACCAGGGGAGCUUGCCUCGUCCUCGUCUACAUCGCGAUUUCGCACACUCACCAUCAAUUUCUCUCUGUCAAGAUCCUCCGAAAUGUAUAGAGACUGA